Molecule: messenger RNA, 510 nt
Organism: Heterostelium album PN500
Lineage: Eukaryota; Evosea; Eumycetozoa; Acytosteliales; Acytosteliaceae
Exons: 2
Coding region: 1-510 (169 amino acids)
Source: RefSeq, a predicted model, not a curated record
AUGAUUAUAAAGCUUAAUGAUGUCGAAUUCUUUGAUUAUGUGGUUGAAAUACUUUCUUUUCUCAGUUUCCAUUAUAUUACAAUCAAAAGAAGUCAUUUUGAUUUCGGUGAACUUUUGGCAUUGGCUGCAGAGUUUAAUAGUUUAGAGAUUGUAAACUACAUUAUUAGAGCACAUAAUUAUACGAGAAGAAUAGAUCUAAGUGAUCAAGACUAUUUAAAAGCACUUUCAAGAUCUCCUUUGUCAAAGAAUUAUGAAAUAUUCUUAAAGUUAACAGAAUAUGCAAUAAUACCAGAACCAAACAAUCGAAAGUACGAUAGAAACAUUGCAAAUCAUCAGAUUAUGUUAGAAUGUUAUACGAAUUCAAUUCGAUCAGGUCAAAUUGAAUGUGUUGAAUGGUUACUUGCUCAAACCAAAUGGAAUCCAUUCAAUAAUACUCACAAAGCAAGAACAAUUACCUGUUUCAAAGAAGCUGCAUUUAUGAACAACCAAUAUAAUAAAUAUGAUAAAUAA